Messenger RNA from Alexandromys fortis (reed vole), 423 nucleotides. Its product is annotated as carboxylesterase 4A-like. The annotation marks the transcript as partial. NCBI's taxonomy places the organism in Eukaryota, Metazoa, Chordata, Mammalia, Rodentia, Cricetidae. The record is from RefSeq and is a predicted model, not a curated record. The transcript has 3 exons.
AUGUACUUGAACACGCGGAAGCAGUAUGAAUGGCUGCACUUCAGCGAGGACUGUCUCUACCUGAAUGUUUAUGCCCCAGUGCUAGCGCCUGGGGACCCUCUGCUGCCGGUGAUGGUUUGGUUUCCGGGAGGCGCCUUCCUCGUCGGCUCUGCUUCCACCUACGAAGGCUCGGAGUUAGCCGCCCGCGAGAAAGUGGUGCUGGUGUUUCUGCAGUACAGGCUGGGCAUCCUAGGCUUCUUCAGGUGGGCCUUGGACCAGGGGCGGGGCCGCACGGGCGACAGCCAAGCCCGCGGAAACUGGGGGCUGCUGGACCAGAUAGCGGCUCUGCACUGGGUUCAGGAGAACAUCGAGGCCUUUGGUGGAGACCCGGACAGUGUAACACUAUUCGGUCAGUCGGCGGGAGCUAUGAGCAUCUCGGGACUG